Molecule: messenger RNA, 4653 nt
Organism: Monopterus albus (swamp eel)
Lineage: Eukaryota; Metazoa; Chordata; Actinopteri; Synbranchiformes; Synbranchidae
Gene: trappc14
Product: trafficking protein particle complex subunit 14
Exons: 12
Coding region: 239-2002 (587 amino acids)
Biological process (GO): cilium assembly
Cellular component (GO): TRAPPII protein complex
Molecular function (GO): alpha-tubulin binding
Source: RefSeq, a predicted model, not a curated record
GCAUCUAGUGAAAGGAAGUUAAGCAGUGAAAAUGGAUAUACAGACGAACGAUACCUUAGUUUUGUUAUUUGCGAUAAUUACAUAUUAGACUGUUUUAGUUCGCGUCUCUUUUGAUAGUGGUUUUUUAAAAUCAUACAUAAAAAGACUGUGGGACUUCAGCCCCGAUUUAUAUACCGUAUAUUGUUGGCAGAGAGUUGACAGUUCGGUUCCAUUAUUAACAUCGGGAUUGUAACUGUUAAUGAUGGAAUCACAAUGCGAGUAUUUUAUGUAUUUUCCUGCCGCUCCAAUAUCGAGUCUCUCGGAUUCGGCAGAGUAUGCGAGUCUUCCACGUCGAAAGCACGUCUACCUCGGUGAAACCAUUCAGUUCCUGCUGGUGGUGCGGCCCCGGAUACAACACCAGAACGCAGUAGGUACGGUUGACAACUCCGGUGUUUUACCUGGGAAGAACCUGGUGUCUUCUCUGUCUGCUUUGGCGAGUGUGUGCGUCGCCCAGAGUCGGGAGCAAACACCCGCCGAGUACCAGCCAGACCCCCAGAGUAGCUGCAGCGAGGAUGGGGAAGAGGAGACUGAGGAGAGGGAGACAGGAACCACAGAGAACCGCGAAAGAAGAGCGGACAUCAGCCGUAACUUCAGACAGUGCAACCCGCUUGUCAUUCACAACAGCUCGGCCAGUGACGGGCGACAGCACGGGAGGGAGCCAGUGAAGUCUGCUCUGGUGUUGGAUGACCAGGUUAUCUUCUGUCUCACAGUUUCUUUGGACAAGCUGCCAGCCAACACAGUCAAAGCCAAGAUCGUAGUGACUGUGUGGAUGCAGAAGGAAGAGAAGGUGGAGAUGAAGGAACAUGGCUACCUACAUCUUCUGCAGCUCAGGAGUCCAACACACACCUUCAGACAGGACCUGGACACCUUCAAAACACAGGUCAGCACCACCCUGAAAGUGCUUCCACCUCCUAGUGUUCAGUGUCAGCAGAUGACUGUCUCUGGAAAACACCUGACUGUCCUCAAAGUGUUGAACUGCUGCUCUGAAGAGGAGUUGUGUGUUAAAGAUGUGAAGAUCCUUCCUAACUAUAACUCAUCUUACCUUCCCAUGAUGCCAGAUGGCUCAGUUCUCAUAGUUGACAAUGUCUGCCACCAGUCAGCUGAGGUGACCACGGCUUCAUUCUGUCGAAUAGACAGCAAGUCAUCACGUUUACCGAGUGUGCUCAGUGCUCUGGAGGAGCAGAACUUCCUCUUCCAGUUGCAUCUACAAAACAAAGAGGAAGAAUCCAGUGAGGGUUUGGAAAUUCCACUGGUGGCUGUGAUACAGUGGUACACUGUAACAUUUCCUUUCACAAGAUACAUUUCUAGUUGUUACUUGUUACCCAGUAUCCGUUUGGAUUGUCCACGACUGGUGAUGACAGCUUCCUGUCCCAGUGUAGUCAGGCCCCUGGAGCCCUUCCGGGUAACAUACACUCUGAUGAACAACUUGCAGGAUUUCUUGGCCGUUCGUCUCAUCUGGAGUUCUGAAGCUCAUAGAGGAAAUCAGAAGGACACAGGAGUUGGAGCAGUGGUGUGCCAGUCUCCCCUCAACAGUCUUGGACAGUGUAGGAAGGGCUCCACUAUCUCCUUCACUGUGGCCUUCCAGAUCCUGAGGACUGGACUCUUUGAGCUGAGCCAGCACAUGAAACUAAAGCUCCAGUUCACAUCCUCUGUGCCAACUUCUUCCAUGGAGCCCUGGCUGAGUAAGGCUCCCUCAUCAUCCAGCCCUGCAGUUACAGAGCUGCAAGUGAAACACAGCCUGGGCCGAUCUCAGAGCUUCUCCCACCAGCAGCCAUUUAGAUCACACCAUGUCAGAUCAGGCAGUGUGAUGGAGCAUCAGGCCAUCACACCUCCUGUAGGAUCUCCAGUUGGUAGAGCCCCCUACCUGCCACCUGAGCGUGCCCUCAUUUCACUGGACAAAAUAGCCAAGAGAGCCUGUAAGGUGUUGGUGCUGGAACCAGUCCAAGAGGCACAGAGCAGGUGACUUGAAGAGGAAGCUUGUACAGGAGACACACACAUCUGUGUUUGGUCCCCCUGUCCCGACACCAGAGCCUGACGGAGGCAUUCCUAGAUGGAGUGAUGGAAGGAGAGUCAGAGAGGAGGAGUGGUGCUGAUGUGGUGAGGAGAGCGGGCUCAGUAGAGAUUGAAAGUGCAUGUGGAGCCACAACAAUUUAUCAUUUCACUGGGUUAUCCUUUCACUGGGUGGGUUUUUUUUUUAUCCCUUCAGAGCCGUUAUUAGGGUUUUGCACAUUUUCUUUGUCUUCAUUCCAUUUUACUUAAUGGGUCAUUUUUAUUGCCUUCUUAUUGGUUAUUGUCAGGGUGAUAUAGUAUAUUUAUGGGAGUUUUGUGGGAGUAUUAUUUAUUGUCUUUUUCUAAGUGGCAGCUCUUGUCUCCUUGUAGUAUUCAGUCAGGAAACCCUAGGUUUACCUGCAUUUGUCAGGGAGCACAGAUGAAGCUGGAUGGAUCCAGCAGUUUGGAUUUGCCUUGAUAAAGAAACUGUUCAAUAUUUUGUGGACACAUCCACUUUGUAUACUAUAUGUCCCUCUACGGCUUAAACAUUCCAAAACGAAACACAUUUUGAAAAAAAAAACUACAGUAUUCCUGUACAGAGCAUCAGGAUAUAAAAAUGAUGCUGAUCCAGGAAAUCUGGUAAAAAAUCAAAUAGAGAAAAUUCCCAAAUGUAGACUGCUCCUUUUAAAUAAGUUACAGUAUGACAGAUGCUGCUCUGUAUUGGGAAGUUUGCAUCUGUUAGAUUUUAAACUACAACCUAUUUAUUCACCUUUCAAUUAAAUGUCCUUUAACAUGUGCCAGCUGACAUUUCAUUUUAAACUUUUUACCUCUCAUGCGUUUUAUAAACUGAACUACAAACAGGUUUACACUGGAUGACUGCUGCAUCUCAACUCAGACUUGAAGGCUUGCAUCUUUCUAGGGAGGAAGUGUUUGCAUUCAGAUUGAUAUUCAUUGGAAAACAAGUCUUUUAUGACUAUAGGACAGAAUUUAAUGUGUGUGGGCUUUACACUGGCUGAUUUAUUUCACUCUGUCUUAAUGCUCAUAUUUUAUUGUUGUUGGAUUCUUCUAAGUUCCAUAGAAUCCGAUUUUAAAUAGAUAUUUUUGUAUUUAGUUUGACUUCUCACAUCCAGUACUGUACACUGCAUGAUGUAACGGUACAUCGGUGUACUGUACUAGCACCUUUUACAGUGUGGUCUUCUCAUUUCAUUGUCCAAUAAUUCAAGCAGAAUUUGUGUAGCAUAGGUUAAAUAACACCAGAUGGCACUUGGUGAGAUUCCUCCUAGAAUUAAUUUAUCACAGUGAAUGAGAUCUUUAACACUGACAUUAAAGGAUGAUCACAGUCUCUGUUCAGUAAAAUACUUACUCAGGCAAUAUGGGGCUGUUUGAGGACAGUGAACAACUAAAACCUCCCACAUCACAUUUUCUACAGUGGAUCUAAAUCAUAAAGUCUUGCUGUGGAUGGUGAAGAAACUAGUAUCAAAGCUGGACCACAGUGCCUACGUGAUAUCUGAUUUCUAAAUAAUGUAAAUGGAUUUGACAAGUGGGAUCUCAAAGCAAAUGUGAAGUGAAAGUUCAGUUUCAGCAGGCGUAUAAAUAAAAACCGAAUGGUAACAUUAAUACUUUAUUUAUGGGUUCCAAGAAUUUCAUAGGGUGAUUCCUUAUAAGAACAUUGUCAUUGUUUUUGUUUUUAUUUUAUUUCUGAUUACUCUUAAGUGUUACCAAUGAUGGGAAAUAGAAACAAAUAAGUUUCUUUAGUUGUUCAAUUCCAAAGGGCUUUCCUUAAAAUAGGUAUUUAAAAAUGAAUGACUGCAAAUAGUGACAGGAUUUUAUCUUAAAACCUAAGUGAAUAUUGUAUUGUAUUGGAACCCUGACUUUGAUUUGGAAAAACUUGUUAUAGAUCUUGUCAUGUUGGUUAAGGAGAAUUUUGAGGGUCAUGGAAUCAACAAAGUCGUUUUCCUCUCAGAACCAUGAAUACUUAAUGGAAAGCCAACCAGUUGUUGAGAUACAGUAUGGUUUGUACCAUUGCAGUGUUUGAGCUGCUACACAUUGAAAACAUGUCAUAGGCCCUGACAUACCUUUCGCAGUCCUGUAUGAUGGCUGUCGGCUUUGAAAGAAGAUGAAUGUGUCUUGUAAUGUCAUUCCUUGGUAUGGAACCUUCUCUGUACUGGCUCAAAUGUUUGGAGUCAUAUUCAUUGUGUGAGGAAGAUUAUUGUUGAACUUGAGAGUAAAACAUAUGUUUUGAAAUGUUAUGAUGUCUGUUUGACAUAUAAAACAUUCCUGGAUAACGUGUUUGUUUUUGGUUGAUAUUCAUUCAUCCCUCGGUCUGUUGAAAAUCUAGAUUUUCAGCUGCGUUCAUUUUAAUCCAUACACACCUGUGGAAACUGAGUCCACUGUGGCUCCAUGAGACACAUGGGAAAGUCAUUCAUUUCACAGCUAUGUCAACUUUCAGGGGACCCCUAUCACAGAUGGCCACUGUGAGUUUAACAACAGUACUUCCUUGCCUGAUGAACUGAAAAGCUUUCAGUCAUGUUUGAGGUUGAAGACCAGCACACUGUAACUGCCUCCCUCGGUGAAAUGGACUGCUCAGUGGUCAGGCUCGCCCAAGCCGAGGUCGGAACAUGCUUU